This is a messenger RNA of Hypoxylon fragiforme, 1103 nucleotides long. RefSeq names its product Translin. The record is from RefSeq and is a predicted model, not a curated record. NCBI's taxonomy places the organism in Eukaryota, Fungi, Ascomycota, Sordariomycetes, Xylariales, Hypoxylaceae. The transcript has 3 exons. Gene Ontology annotation, cellular component: nucleus; cytoplasm. The coding region runs from base 126 to 974 and encodes 282 amino acids. Gene Ontology annotation, molecular function: RNA endonuclease activity; sequence-specific DNA binding; RNA binding.
GUAAGCAGUAACAUCAUGAUUGAACCUAACGUUAGGUCCUCAUCAUUAUUAAAUAGUUAGUACUAAAAGCAUUAAAUCUCAAACAAACAACAAACUGUUAUAACCCUCAUAAUCUUAAUCUAAACAUGUCUGGGGUUCGUAUCUCGCAACCUCAAAGUCGUGGGAUGGGUGGCGGCAUUAAAAGAGACUACCAAGGGAAGGAGAAGACGAUGGAUACCAAGCCGAUUAAGGAUGCGCCCCGUAAUGCAUAUACUUCCAUGUUUGAAUCUUUUCGUGAUGAGUUAGAUGAGCACCAUGAUCGCCGCAUGAGAAUUGGGAAAGUCUCAAGAGAUGUUACCGCUCUCAGUAAGAAGAUCAUCUUUUCACUUCAACGGGUCCGCAGGUUGAACCAGCCAAUUCCUCCUCAUAUUCAAACUGAGAUCGAUGAACGAAUAAAGGAGAUCGCUGGCCACUUGGUUACCAUUGAGGCAGAUGUCACGGGAAUGAAUCGAUAUCGUUACCAACUCAUCUGUCUGGAGGAAUUCGUCGAGGCCGUCUCAUUCCUUCAUUACCUCCGGUAUCAACAGCUCAUCACGCCCUCACAGGCCGAAGAAGCUCUGCCUGCCAACAUAUCACUCACACCUCCGGAUUAUGUAUUUGGCAUAUUCGAUCUCACUGGAGAAAUAAUGCGCUUCGCGACUGCCGUCACUGCAUUGAGUGGGAGUAUGCCAGGACGAACCACUGACGACACUAUCAACCGCACCAUUCUUACUGACAUGCAAGAUAUCAGCUCUAUGCUGCAGAUCUGCCCGACCGUCGGCGGGAAACCGGGUACGUAUGCUAAGAAGUUGAGUAUCAUGAUCGAGCAGGUCCUCAAGGUGGAACGCCUCGGGUACGGUAUUACCGUUCGAGGCAACGAGCGACCAAAGGGCUGGAUGCCGGAUAUGAAUGAGUCCGGAGGGGAUAGAGAUCGUGAGGAUGUGUCCAUGGACUGAGAUGUACACGGCAAACCCUUAUCUCUUCGUUAAAGAUCUGUACUACUAGUACUCUAUACUUUACCCGAGCAGGUUAGUAUUGCAGAUAGUCACUUUAGAUAAUAUCACUGGGAUAUUCAUUCUCCUGCC